This is a messenger RNA of Mesorhabditis belari, 657 nucleotides long. Lineage: Eukaryota; Metazoa; Nematoda; Chromadorea; Rhabditida; Rhabditidae. The record is from the annotation of a GenBank genome assembly.
AUGACCUGGUGCUGGCAUCCGCACAAUCAUCCAAUUACCCGUGCUGGGGUCAGAGAAGAGGACUAUCGAUGCUGUUGUAAUGUGUUGACAAUCAAGAAAGGUUUCACCAUCUUCAUCAUCCUCGAUGUGAUCUGUCUCAUUCUGUCCAUCAUCGGUUUCUUCCUUGAUGACGAUCGUUUCAGAACUUGGGCGGGUCCGUUAGGCAUUCUGGGCAUCGUGAUGAUCAUCAUCGCCGUCCUUGCCAUCACCACACUGAAACCGGUUUUCAUGCAAAUCUAUGGGAUCGUUUUUCUUGUUCAAUUCGUUUGUUCCGUUCUUAUCGCUGGAUUCAUCGUCAUGAUCUUUGCUUUUACUGGAUUUGGAAUGACCUUUGUCCGAUACACUAACGAUGAACGCGAACGUGAGACUCGCGUUGUGGCGACUUGGGUGGCUAUUGUGACAAUGGCUUUCUUCAUCGUCUACAUCGCUGUCCUUAUCUGGCGUGCUGUCAUCACCUACAGAUUCUAUCAAUACGUCAGGGAUCGCCAAUUGAGCAUCGAACAAGAAGCUCACCCAAUCGCUUACACAACCGUUCAUCCAACCGGCUAUCAUCACCAUGUGGACACCACCCCACCAACCACUCUUCCCUAUCAUCACACGACUGUCAUCGAAACCAAA